Molecule: messenger RNA, 809 nt
Organism: Triticum aestivum (bread wheat)
Lineage: Eukaryota; Viridiplantae; Streptophyta; Magnoliopsida; Poales; Poaceae
Exons: 4
Coding region: 257-607 (116 amino acids)
Source: RefSeq, a predicted model, not a curated record
CCCAGCGGCUUCAUUCGAAUCGGCACAUGAAAGAGAAUCUCAUCCUCCUCCCCUGAUGUUAUCCUGAACCCCGUGGGAGAAGCGGCAGCGACAGAACAGCCCUGCCUCUCGGCCCCAUUCACUCUCUCCGCCGGACGACGGCGGCGCCGGUGCUGUGCCGCGAGAUGUCCAACAAUGGUGUUGACUGCAAUGGGAUCCUUGGGGUUUACUGCUUCUCUCCAACCUCUGGAGUUGCAGGACUCCAUGAGUGUCGUCAAUGGCCAGAUGGGCGACGGCGGCGCGACCGCACAUCCACGAUGCGUGUUCAUGCGGCAGAGCUGAUUGGUGCUGUCCUACCGGUGGAGUCGCAGGAUUCCAUGGCAUCGCAGAUGACCAGAUGGGCCGCGGUGGCGAGGGCAUAGAGAUGUAUGGGAACACCGGCUUUUGCGGCGUGAUCAGAAGCUAUAAGCGGCUGGACAAGGAGAGUGGAGUUUCAUUGAGAGCUAACCUGCCAAUCGAGAGGCAUGCCAAUAAUGUUUACGUCCGGGUGACUUUUGAUCAAUUUAGCAAAGUUAUGUACAAAGCUGGUGCAUAUGUGCUGGAAGAACUAGAACUGAACAUAUGUUAGCAUUUGGAUUUUACAGUGUCCAAUUGCUAGUAAUGUACAUAUUUGCUGCAGGUUAAUUAGUUGGUCUAUAGUACGCGAUGGUAACUUGGUUAUCUGCUGCUGACUAAUUAUCUGAACAUUGUUAUGGUGUUGGCAGACUAUACCAGUGCGUAUACUAUCAUAGCUUUGGUUUAAACUACAAACUAUCCGAAAUUCUGAUUUA